Messenger RNA from Cladophialophora bantiana CBS 173.52, 1458 nucleotides. RefSeq lists its product as uncharacterized. The record is from RefSeq and is a predicted model, not a curated record. Lineage: Eukaryota; Fungi; Ascomycota; Eurotiomycetes; Chaetothyriales; Herpotrichiellaceae. The transcript has 5 exons. Bases 1 to 1458 code for a protein of 485 amino acids.
AUGAGGCUGGCAACAACGUCUCCAUUAUUCUUGCUUGCUUUGCCACACGUUGUACAUGCGCAAUCAGUGGUUACCACCGAUGCAAACGGCUAUGUAUAUACUACAGCCGUCUACACUUCAAGUACCACUUAUGACGGCGCAACCACCACAACCUAUACGGCUCCGACCAGUGUCCCUGCCAUCCAAACUGUGCCAUUCACGGGUCAGGCGUUACUUGUGGGGACAUGCAAUGUUGCUCGAUUCACCCUUCUAACGUUCCCGGACGGCGGUACGGUCGAAGUUCCCCUCGUUGGAUGUUCCGAUGAUCGGCCAGAGUGCUGUCCGUCGUUGAAUUUUACAAGUCACGAGCCAGAAGAGACGGGUUCUGCUUCUCCAUCAGCCACGGAGUCAAGUGAUGAAGGAAAUAAUGAAGAGUCUAGCACAUCCUGGACAGGCACGACUCCCAGUCCAACUCCGACAGGAAUCAUUUCAAUGCUGAGCAAUGCUCCACUUACUGUUUGUCCAAGUGAUAUGGUUGACAUCGACCCGGUUUGCUGCCCAAUCGGCUUCACCACAUAUGGCCAGAGCAUCAUCGGCAACCUCCCCUGUGUGAGCACACUCACUACGACCAUUUCACCCGAUUCGGCGGUGCUGGCGUCCAUUACCUCGGUGGUGUCGGCAUCCUUGGCCGCGCAAUCGACAAUGACAACCCCAACAAUAAAUGUCAUAGUGAAUCAAGUGUGGGCCCUUGGUCUCCCUUGCGCCGACGACAACGCAAAAGAGGAAAAUCACACGCAUUUAAGCACGGGUGCCAAAAUUGGGAUCGGUGUCGGCGUUGGCGUCGCCGCUCUUCUCCUCAUUGGCUUCCUCUGGGCCUGUCUCGCCGUCCGUCACCGCCGCAGAGCAAAAAUGCGGAAACUCGAAGCCGCCAACACCGCAGCAGGCGGGCCGAUUCGCCCCGAAUCCGGGGCGUAUGCCACAGCACAGGAGAAUUCCAAACACAUAUCCGUGGCGACGACCAUGGCGCCGUCACCGGGAAUGGGCAGCCCGAAUAUGAUGCAGCAAGCGUACGGCUCACCCGCGCAACAUGGAUUCAGUCCGGCCUUCGGGUACGCCGCGCCCCAGGCCCAGCCGCCGCAGAUGAUGCAGGUCCAGGAUCCGUAUCACCAUCCGUACGGCGUUCAACCCGCGCCUCAAGGAUAUCCCCCAAUGGGAUACCCGCCGUCGUCCCAAUCUCCGCCGCCAUUCUAUCCUUCCGGCGGCAGCUAUGGCGCCCAGACACAACAAUACAAAGAACCCCCGGCGGAGGUGGCGGGGGACGAGAUUCGCUACUUCCACCCCCAUCGUGAAAGCACGGGGCUCGGUACCAGCGACACGCGCAGCCAGACCACUUCGACCACCGCGGUGGGCAGUUCGCAACCGGGCGCCGGCGCGGAGCCGAAACAACAAUCGCCUGCCGAACUGAGUUCUCAGGGCUAG